Molecule: messenger RNA, 750 nt
Organism: Desarmillaria tabescens
Lineage: Eukaryota; Fungi; Basidiomycota; Agaricomycetes; Agaricales; Physalacriaceae
Exons: 14
Coding region: 1-750 (249 amino acids)
Source: RefSeq, a predicted model, not a curated record
AUGAAAGGUUUACAUUUUGACCUUCAUUCGCAAGCAUUACCUUCCCUUACAACCCCGGCGUUUUGCAUAGCCCUCCGUCAAGAUAAACCCUGGUGUUCGAGUACUGAAGUACCGAAAGCUGAUGAUAUAUCCCGGAGGUUGCGAUCCAAUGGAGGGGUAGGACGAGACCAUCCAUCAUCUUCGGUAACUACCUUUGCAGCCCUUACCAUUGAGCUAGCUUAUCUACUAUCAGAUUCAGUCGAAGCUCUGAGUAGACGAUUGGCGGCACUAACCCUUCGUGCCUGCCCGGAGGUUACGAUUCAAAGGAGGGUGGGGGCGAGAUAUUACCUUCGUCACCUUUGCGGCGCUUAUCCUCGAGAUGGCUUGGCUGCUAUGAGAUCCAUCCAGAUGAAGCGCUGCAUAGACCAUUGGUGGCUGUUUGACUUAGAAGAGGCCUGGACGAGGCUUUUACCACCUUUGCGGUGCUUAUCCUUGAGGAUGGCUCUGCUACUAUCAGAUUCAUUCAAGGCUUCGAGUAAGCCGUUGGCGGCUGUCACCCCUCGAGUCCGGGUGACGCUUUCGCUAUGCUUCACGGAGACACACGUGCCACUUGUGCAACGGCAGGCCAACGAUGCACUCCACAGUGCCGAGAACAAGAUUCGAGCAGGGUUUAAUUCCCUUGCUUACGCGCUGUUUCUUAGGGGUACUAUCUUAGAUUGGGGUGCUAAUAAACUGAUGCAUGCGCGCUACGAGCAUACCGGCAAAAGGUAA